Molecule: messenger RNA, 599 nt
Organism: Amphimedon queenslandica
Lineage: Eukaryota; Metazoa; Porifera; Demospongiae; Haplosclerida; Niphatidae
Product: aminomethyltransferase, mitochondrial-like
Exons: 5
Coding region: 156-590 (144 amino acids)
Cellular component (GO): mitochondrion
Molecular function (GO): protein binding
Source: RefSeq, a predicted model, not a curated record
CUGCUUUGUUUCUUUAGACUCAGCUGAGGGAGUUUGGUGAUGAUAAAGUUGUUCUUACUUCACUCAAUGAGAGAGCAUUGGUUGCAUUGCAAGGCCCUAAGAGUGCUAGUGUCCUUCAGGAAGGAGUCAAAGGAGAUUUAUCUCAGCUCAAGUUCAUGAGCAGUGCCCUCAUGAGCCUCUUUGGUAUCCCAGACUGUAGGGUCUCUCGCUGUGGCUACACUGGAGAAGACGGUUUUGAGAUAUCUAUUCCAAGCACUGAUGUUAUUCGGUUGGUUGAUACUUUAUUAGCUGCUGAUCCUGUCAAAUUGGCUGGACUGGGUGCAAGAGAUGUGCUGAGGCUAGAGGCUGGGCUGUGUCUCUAUGGCAAUGAUAUAUCUGAAGACACUACACCAAUUGAGGCUAGCUUAGCUUGGUGUAUUGAUAAAACCAGACGGAAAGAUGGAAACUUUUUAGGAGCUGGUCCAAUACUUCAGCAGCUAAAGGACAAACCUUUUAAAAGGCGGGUUGGAUUAGAACUUAAAUCAGGGCCGCCAGCUAGGGAGGGUUGUCAGGUAAUAGAUAGUGAUGGACAGGAAAUAGGUAAGGAAUAAAAUGCAAUU